This is a messenger RNA of Sycon ciliatum, 1917 nucleotides long. Its product is annotated as peptide methionine sulfoxide reductase MsrA-like. Gene Ontology annotation, molecular function: peptide-methionine (S)-S-oxide reductase activity. Lineage: Eukaryota; Metazoa; Porifera; Calcarea; Leucosolenida; Sycettidae. Bases 644 to 1042 code for a protein of 132 amino acids. The transcript has 3 exons. The record is from RefSeq and is a predicted model, not a curated record.
AUGUGCCUACACAGAAUAGUAAUAUAUAUAAAGCCUCUUCGAAACAAUCGAGAGCUGUACGAACCAUCAAAGAUCGAACCCCGAAGGAGAUCGGGGCAGUGCAUGUGCAGGCGCCGCACCAACCGUAGUCUUCUCCAGUUCAGAACAACGACAACACAGUCGUCAGCUCAGGAGCAAGUGCUUCUAUUUUAUGCCUUUGUUUCAAAAAUUCUUGCGUGGAUCGCUACAGCACGUGCCAGUCGUUGUACGGAGUCGUGCGGCUACAGGCACAGGGGCCACUGAGUCUGUUGCAGAGAUGUCUUCUAUCCUCAGAAGGAUCACGGGUAGUGGCAGUGCGAAAAGCAGACCAGAAACAGCAGCGGAAAUGGACAAGAAGUCGACUGCAUCCACCGACUCUGAGCCGCAGCAGUUCGAAACUGCCACUUUCGCCAUGAGCUGAUUUUGGUUUCCCGAGGCACAGGUCGGCUGUGCCCCGGGAGUUGUGAAAACCAGGGUUGGUUUCACAGGAGGUCAGAAGAAAAAUCCGACCUACCAUAGCCUUGGUGAUCACACAGAAGCUGUGGAGAUUAUCUUCAACACAGAAGAGACGACGUACAGCGAGCUGCUGGACUUCUUCUGGAACAAUCACAGCUGCACAAGCCGAAUGUCCCGGCAAUACAUGUCGGCUAUCUGGUACCACAGCAGCCACCAGAAGACCCUGGCCGAGGAAUCCAAGGCCGCCCAUCAGAAGAAAGAGAAGAAACCGAUUGCUACCGUCAUUGCUGCAGCCUCGUCCACAGUGUUCUAUGACGCUGAAGACUAUCACCAAAAGUAUCUGCUGCAGAAGCAUCCUGCUAUCGUAUCAGCGCUGGGCAUCAAAACCAAUAGGGAGCUCAUCGAGUCUUCUCGUGCUUGUCGUCUCAACGGUUACGUGGGUGGAUAUGGAGCUGCACAGGAUCUGGAGAAGGAGUGGGAGAGCUUCUGUAUUAAGAACGAGGACUUGAAGCAUAAGGUGUUGCGCCAGUGUAAGUUUGGCUCAGAUGCCACUUGCUCUGCACGCUAGGAGGGCCUUAUGUGUUUGGUCAGCGGCCUGUGAUGUGUACGGUGUGCACGACUGGCCUUGCUUGCUUUCGGUGUGUAGCAGUGCUUGACAUUUGCAUGCGUGUCUGUAUGAUGGCACCUGGUGCAAUCAGCUCCCAGCUGAAACCAGAAGCCGGAUGGUUGUGACAAGCAUGCAAAACGACAGCACUGCGACACCGGAACAACUUGGCAUGGUUUUGCUACUGAACAUCAUCACCUCCAAUGGCCUUUCACACGUUCCUCGUUGCCUUUGUAAUGUAAACUAAAACACGUCUCUGUUAGCUUUUUACCCUGGUUUUACCUAUGUGCAACUGUAGAUUUCUUUGGGGUUAGGCCGUUCAUCUCUAAGCUUUUCUGUACUGUACAUGUACUUGUGGCUUGCUUCCAUCCAGCCCGGGGUAGUGAUGGUCAGUCAUGUUAAGUGUUUUGUUUCUUGUUACUGUUUCUACCCUGGUUAUCUAGAUCAAGCUCACACUGAUCUCCCUUGUGUAUUGUCCUCACGAUUCAAUAGGUAUUGUGCGUGAAUUCUUUCUUUCUGUCUUCUAUUCGUCUUUUUAAACAGAGCUAUCUUUAGCAUUACAUCAUGUAUGCUGCAUAGUUGAUCAGAUCAUGCCAUGCCAGUCAUUGAGUUUCCGCGCAAAAUGGUUUUCACCUAUUGUAUUUUCAGUCAAAGAACUUCGCACAUGACACAAACUGGACCUCGCGUUUACUUGUAUCAACACACCGUAUUCCUGUAUUUCCUUCUACUGUUGUCAAUGAAAGGCAGCUGCGCGAUUGCUUGAUUUUUCUCUUAUCACUGUUUGAAGAAGGAAAAAAGUACUACAUGUAUUGGCAUGUUGAAAUGCCGAUAGCCAACAA